UCAUACUCAUCGAAGAAGAAAAAGUAGAGCCGUAGAAGCGGAGUUUUUAGUUGAGAGUGAAAGAUGGCACAGUGGACGCUCCUUAUCGUUUUCUUCUGCGUGGCCACCGCCGCCGCCGGAUUGAGCUUCCAUGACUCCAAUCCUAUUCGGAUGGUCUCCGACAUGGAGGAGCAGCUUCUUCAGGUCAUCGGAGAAUCUCGCCACGCUGUCUCUUUCGCUCGUUUUGCUAACAGAUACGGCAAAAGAUACGAUACCGUUGAUGAAAUGAAGCGUAGAUUUAAGAUCUUCUCUGAAAAUCUUCAACUUAUCAAAUCUACUAAUAAGAAACGCCUCGGUUAUACUCUCGGUGUUAAUCAUUUUGCUGAUUGGACUUGGGAGGAGUUCAGAAGUCAUAGACUCGGUGCUGCUCAAAAUUGUUCUGCUACUCUCAAGGGGAACCAUAGGAUUACCGAUGUUGUUCUUCCCGCUGAGAAAGACUGGAGGAAAGAAGGUAUAGUCAGUGAAGUUAAGGAUCAAGGCCACUGCGGAUCAUGCUGGACAUUCAGCACAACUGGAGCUUUGGAGUCAGCUUACGCACAGGCCUUCGGAAAGAAUAUCUCUCUUUCUGAGCAGCAGCUAGUAGACUGUGCUGGUGCUUACAAUAACUUUGGCUGCAAUGGUGGGUUGCCAUCCCAAGCCUUUGAAUACAUUAAAUACAAUGGUGGCCUUGAGACAGAGGAAGCAUAUCCCUACACUGGACAAAAUGGUCUCUGCAAAUUUACAUCUGAAAACGUUGCCGUUCAAGUCCUUGGCUCUGUCAAUAUCACCCUGGGUGCUGAGGAUGAAUUGAAACAUGCAGUUGCUUUUGCUCGGCCCGUUAGUGUGGCAUUUCAGGUGGUUGAUGACUUCAGGUUAUACAAGAAAGGAGUUUACACUAGUACAACUUGUGGCAGCACACCCAUGGAUGUGAAUCAUGCUGUUCUUGCUGUUGGGUAUGGAAUUGAAGAUGGUGUACCAUAUUGGCUCAUUAAAAACUCAUGGGGAGGUGAAUGGGGUGACCAUGGCUACUUCAAGAUGGAAAUGGGGAAGAAUAUGUGUGGUGUUGCAACUUGUUCAUCCUAUCCUGUUGUUGCCUAAAUGGUACGGAAGGAUGUGAUACCCGAAAGGCUGCCCUUGUGAAUUCCACCUUGCAUGUUAUGCUUUCUAGUUCAUCUUAAACGUAAAAUGUCUGAUACGAUGAUAAGUCUUUGUUGAUAUUCUUCUGUAAAAUAAGUUUGGAGUUUAGAUGCCAUUUCUUCUAUUUGUCAUAUACCACACUACAAAAUAAGAUUGUAAAUCAUGUAUCAUUAUCACACACAGACGUUAUCUUUAUUUGGUGUAUUUCCCCUGAUUAUGUAGCAAUUAAAGGAUAACAUGCUGGGUGUGUGUUUAUCAUUACUUAAUAGUU
Molecule: messenger RNA, 1426 nt
Organism: Medicago truncatula (barrel medic)
Lineage: Eukaryota; Viridiplantae; Streptophyta; Magnoliopsida; Fabales; Fabaceae
Source: RefSeq, a predicted model, not a curated record